Messenger RNA from Caenorhabditis remanei, 1242 nucleotides. RefSeq lists its product as uncharacterized. The record is from RefSeq and is a predicted model, not a curated record. Gene Ontology annotation, biological process: innate immune response. The transcript has 3 exons. The coding region runs from base 1 to 1242 and encodes 413 amino acids. NCBI's taxonomy places the organism in Eukaryota, Metazoa, Nematoda, Chromadorea, Rhabditida, Rhabditidae.
AUGCCGCUAGUUUUCAACCAGGAAGCUAUCAAUGGAAUCCUCUUCACUCUUCAUUUCCAAAAGGACUCCCCAAUCGUUGCUCAUCAAAAAUUGAUGGAAAUAACCGGGAAAAACGUGAUGAAUUUGAAUCAAAUCACCGAGUUCUUUAAGAAAAUCGAUAAUGGAGAGUUUCAAUUGAAGAAGGAAGUCAAGGAGGUGACCUUGGUUCACGUUCUUAAUAUUCCAGAGUUUGAUGGAAGAUACUUAAAUAUUGAUGCGAGACUCCGCCUCCGAAAAACCUGCAAAACCAUUCGAGAAGCCCUCAGUGAAAAGUCGCUGAACAUCGACUAUUUCUUCUACAGAUCCAAUAGAACGUAUAUCGGCAUUUCUACAAAUGACAAUUUCUACGUCAUAUACAAAAUCAUUGAAGGAGGACUGAGUGUGAUGAACGAGGAUAGCGAGAAAUUCUUCAAUAUGAAUGAGGAAGAGCAGAUUGAGAUGAUUCAAUUGGAUUUGACGUCAAUUCUUGGUCAUGAGAAGCUGAGAAUUGACAGUUUUAUAAUUGAACACAGCCGGAGAACUGAGGAACUUCCUAUUGGAAUGAAAGCACUACAAAACACCUUCGACCAAGUGCCCAAUAAACUAAAAGUCCGGAAUUUGGAGUACGUUGUUGAAGAAAAUCGUGAAGUUUUCCUGGACACAUUGAAGACGAUGGACCCAAAGCAUCUCAAAUCCCUUAAACUUUGGAUCAAACUAGGUCUUGAUAAUUGGGUCCCAAGAUGGGAUGAACUGAAUAAUGUGGAACAAUGGAAACAUUUGAAAUCAUUAUAUGUUGAUUAUUGGGGACUGGAUGUACUGGACGUUAUCAGAUUCUUCACUCAUUUAGAGAAUGCUCAUUUGAAAAUUGAGAGUUUUUACGAUUGCUUGGAAGGCAUCCCUUUACAUGAUUUACUAAUGCGGUUUAAAGAUAAACUACUUCAAAACCACAAUUUGAAACAGUUUAAAGUACGUGCAGAGAGACAGAUUCGGAAUUCGCAUUUUGAAAUAGUAAACGCGACUUUUCAACAAUACAACACCAACAAUGCUCCGUAUCCGUGCUGGGUUAGCAUUCCAUACCCGAAUUCUGAUAAGAAAUUGGAAAUGUUGGUGGAGAGGAAGAUGAUAUGGUUCAAGGGACCGUGUUAUGUGGAGGGUGAGUGGGAAGAAGAGAUCGACCAUGAUGAUGAUGAGGAGGAGGACGAAGAUGAAGAAGAUGAUGAUUAA